AAAAAAAAGAUUUCUAUAACUCGCUGCCAUUCCGACCUGUAUCUGAGAAAGGCGCGUCUCUUCCCUUUCAAGGGACGACCUCCAUAUCAACUUAAUCAAACGACCUUGAUCUCCAUCUCUUCUCUUCUCUGUUCUGCCCUACAAAAUCAUUCAGAUUCUGGUCUGCUUUUACUGUCAAAUCUGUAUCAGUUGGUGAAGAACUGGUAGGUGAAUCUCAUACUGCUGGAAAGCUUUUUCAUUCUACUUCAUGACACAACUAACAGUAUGUGAAUCAGAAUUUCCUGCAAAGAGAUAUUGUUGAUUUACACAGAGGCGCCAGAAAAAAGUGGAUUGCAUCUUCGAAUUUUCUAUUGGAAGAUAUCGUCAAUUUUCUAAGCAGUGCUCAAACUUUUCGUUUUUCUUACAAAAUUUCUUUUGCACAAGAUAAGUAUCCUUUAUAUUGAUAUGAAAGGGAAAAGUGUUUUUGAAAGUGAAUUAUUUAAUUUAUUCAAAAUUUUACAUUAGUAGAUAGUUUUCCAAUUUCAGACUACAAAAAGCUUUUCUAACUCAACAAACAAAAGCGUUUUCUAACUUAACAAGUAAAAGCGUUUUCCAAAAUUUUCUUUUGAGCAGUAAUUUUUCAAAUGGGAAAGAAAAAUGGAGCUUGAAAGUGGAAAACUUUUUUUAAACUUUUUUUUACAAGUAAAUGGCUUCUAAUGAUUUAUACUUUUCAGUUUGAGUUUGAAUUACAAGGAAUGGAGGCAGGGAGAAACACUGUGGUGAGAGUCCAAAGCCUAGUACAAGCAGGCCUAGCAGAGAUCCCUUCCCAAUAUAUCCAGCCCCAUGAGAAUCGACCCAUCCAUAAGAAAGACAAUGGCGCUGGUAUUAUGAAUAUUCCAGUGCUUGACUUGUUUGGGUUUGAUCCAGAACACAGAGAUUCAGUUAGAAAGGCAAUUGGUGAGGCUUGCAGGGAAUGGGGGGCAUUCCAAGUAACCAACCAUGGGGUUCCCAUCGAAUUAAUGGACCAGAUAAGGAGUGUUGGCUUUUCUUUUUUCAAUGAUUGCCCCUUUCAAGACAAGCUCAAGUACGCAUGUGAUCCCACUUCCGCGGCCUCCGAAGGAUAUGGAAGCAAGAUGCUAGUUGACAACUCUAACUGUGGUGUCUUGGACUGGAGGGACUACUUUGACCACCACACUUUACCUCUUUCUCGACGUAAUCCUUCUCGUUGGCCUCACUUCCUUCCCAAUUACAGGGAAGUCGUGGGGAAGCAUAGUGAUGAAAUGAAGGUGCUUGCUCAGAAGUUAUUGGGCCUCAUCUCAGAAAGUCUGGGGCUACCAUCAUCUGGCAUUGAGAAUGCAGUUGGUGAAUUCUAUCAGAAUAUUACCAUCAGCUAUUACCCUCCUUGUCCUCAGCCUGACCUCACACUAGGACUUCAGUCUCAUUCUGAUAUGGGUGCCAUCACACUUUUAAUUCAAGAUCAAGUUGAGGGUCUUCAGGUUUUGAAGGAAUCUCAGUGGUUCACUGUGCGCCCUUUAUGUGAUGCCAUUGUUGCCAUUCUUUCUGACCAAAUUGAGAUUAUAAGUAAUGGGAAGUACAAGAGUGCUCAACAUCGAGCCAUAACUAAUUCAAGGCGGCCAAGACUCUCCGUUGCGACAUUUCAUGACCCAGCCAAGAAAAUGAAAAUAUCCCCUGCUUUUCAGCUUGUUAAUGAGUCUUCCUCUCCUAGGUACCGUGAGGUUAAUUAUGAAGACUAUGUGUCAUCAUGGUACUCUAAGGGCCCAGAAGGAAAACGAAACAUUGAUGCACUUCGUAUUAAUUUUUAGAUCAUUGGGCUCAAAAAAAUGUGGCCUACAUUUGAUAAGACACAUUAAGAAUAAUCAUGAAUGUUUUGAUAAUCCUAUUUGUAUUAAUGUAAUUUUCCUCUUUUUGGUUAAUGCAGUUGUCUUUCAUGAGUA
Molecule: messenger RNA, 1934 nt
Organism: Hevea brasiliensis (rubber tree)
Lineage: Eukaryota; Viridiplantae; Streptophyta; Magnoliopsida; Malpighiales; Euphorbiaceae
Product: jasmonate-induced oxygenase 4
Exons: 4
Coding region: 696-1802 (368 amino acids)
Source: RefSeq, a predicted model, not a curated record